AUGGUGACCGACCUCUACUCCCUUCCUGCUGUCCAAAUAAUCGGCGACCCUCUCGAUGAGACACUGGAGAAAGUUGUGGAGACUAUACAGUUCUCUAUCUUUUGCUUUACCCUUCCUUUUUAUAUUUUUGUGAUCUACCACCUACUUGACGCUCAGUUACGAGGUGUCGAGGAUUUAUCAACACCGUUUUUCAAGUUGUGCGUGACAACGGCAAUUGUGGAUAUUUGGACCCUUCUGAACAACUACCUGGGCGCCAUGUUUCCAAAAUGGGGAUGGGGAACUCGUAUAUAUUUAUUUCUUGAUCGAUACUAUGCACAUACGUAUUUAUAUUUUGCGUGGACUUCUGGAAUCUGCCAAGCAAUGUGCAUCUCAGUCCUCGCCACCAAUCGCCUCUCCGCUAUCAUAUUCCCAAAUCGACAUCAUCAUAUCUGGAGUACCCAACGUCUCCGAAUAGCAUACGCGAUUCAAUUUCUACCGGGAAUGAUGGCUGGUAUGGCAACGCUAUUCGAUAAAACUCAACUUUAUAGAAAUUCAAAAAAUGGAGUGAUUCCGAAGUUUAGGAAUGAAGCCCUGGUCACCUACUUCUUCCUAAUUGCUGGCGCAUUCUUGACUGUAGUUUGUAUAUAUCUGAUAUUUGCAUAUUGUUAUCUACUGUUUGUUUUAAGAAGAAACACAAAAAUGAUAAAAAACUCGGCAUUUCAAAAAUCAAGGAAUCAAAUCAAGAAGAAAGAGAUGAAAUUAUUUAUUAUGAGUAGUAUUACAGUCGCAAUCCAAAUCGCAGCAUUAUGCCUAUUCGUUUCUUAUGCAACUUCGUGUAAAAUACGAGCUUGCGCCUGCUCCGUAUUCUAUAUUUCUGUCUGUUUUAGUGAUCUCUACGCUGGCAUCAAUCCAUAUCUUCUAUGGAUAUUCUCAGAUUCUCUCCGAAAGUAUAUAUUGAUUCGAAUUGGAUUCAGAAAGAAGAAAAAGGGACCAAGUUCUUCUGUUCUCACUGUAGUUGUACAUUGA
Messenger RNA from Caenorhabditis remanei, 1005 nucleotides. RefSeq lists its product as uncharacterized. The record is from RefSeq and is a predicted model, not a curated record. Lineage: Eukaryota; Metazoa; Nematoda; Chromadorea; Rhabditida; Rhabditidae. The transcript is spliced from 8 exons. The coding region runs from base 1 to 1005 and encodes 334 amino acids.